Messenger RNA from Penaeus monodon (black tiger shrimp), 593 nucleotides. Its product is annotated as sodium-dependent noradrenaline transporter-like. Lineage: Eukaryota; Metazoa; Arthropoda; Malacostraca; Decapoda; Penaeidae. The transcript is spliced from 4 exons. Gene Ontology annotation, cellular component: membrane. The record is from RefSeq and is a predicted model, not a curated record. Gene Ontology annotation, biological process: sodium ion transmembrane transport. Gene Ontology annotation, molecular function: glycine transmembrane transporter activity. Bases 34 to 579 code for a protein of 181 amino acids.
GUGCAAAGUUCACGUUCACGACACAGGGUCCAGAUGGCUUCGAGCGGCGAGAGCCUCCCCAACGUAGACGGCGAGAAGGAAGGGCGAGGACACUGGUCACACAAAUGUGACUACCUCUUCACAAUGACGGGCUAUGCUAUCGGGCUUAGCAACGUGUGGAGAUUCCCUUACCUGUGUUAUUUAAAUGGCGGAGGGGCGUUCCUGGUCCCCUACCUACUGACGCUGGUACUGGUGGGCAUCCCGCUGUUCUUCCUGGAGACGGCCGUCGGGCAGUUUAGUUCCUCCAGCUGCCUCGCCGUCUUCUCCGUCUGCCCGGCUUUCAAAGGUCUUGGUAUGGCAUCCCUCGCUAUCAACUUGGUGACACUAACGUACUACAUCAUUUUAGUCUCGUAUCCCCUGCUGUUCCUCGCCCACUCCUUCAGCUGGGACCUUCCGUGGGCCUCGUGCGGGAACAGCUGGAAUUCGCCCAACUGCACGGCCCAAGACAACGUGUGUAUCCUAUCGUCCAAGACCUGCUGGCCAGACUGCAAUGCUCCUGACUUCCUUAAGUGGCUAAUCAAUUAUGUCACAGUAGUGUAAAUUCCUAUCCCCAG